CAAAGUCUUUGACGUUAGGCUAACAUUAAUGCUACUUGAAAACUGUAGAUAAUAGCGUUUUAAGUUCUUUUGAGUUGUAUUUGGAGUUCUAACAGUAAGUUAUUUGCUUCUUCACUCUUUGCCUAUGUUCCAUCUGAUUUCUGGCUCUAAUAGGGAAAAUGCGUGAGAUAUAUUUCAUGGCAGUUGUGUUCAGCUUGAUGGCAAAUAAUAUAGAGCGGACUUGGACACUGCCUGUGCUUCCAGGAGGUAUUUAUAGAGUAGCGAAGAACAAUACGGAUUUCAUUGACAUUAACAAGGGUUUGGAUCUCUUUGAAGGUGAUAUAAAGUUGCCACCUAAAUUUGAUAAGAAUGCCAUUAUUGAUCCAAUGUACCGAUGGCCUACUCCAAUACCUCUGGAGUUUGAUUCCUCCCUUGAUUUAAAUGCCAGAGGGGUGAUUACAAAGGCUCUGGAGAAGUUCCGUCUGAAGAGUUGUAUAGACUUCAAAAUCAGAGAUACAGAAUUGUAUUAUAUAACCAUUCUAAAAGACGUUGGAUGUUUUAGCCAUGUUGGAUAUAAUUACAUGGCAGACCAACCUUUAUCGAUUGGCGAUCGCUGUGAUUAUGUCAGUACCGUAACACAUGAAAUACUUCACGCUCUGGGCUUCUGGCAUGAGCAGAGCAGACCUGACAGGGAUGACCAUAUCAGUAUUUUCUGGGAUAACAUUGAACCAGGGAUGGAAGGUAAUUUUGCGAAAAAUCAUCAUGCAGUGGCAACAAUGCAGCGCACUGCCUAUGACUACAAAUCAUUAAUGCAUUAUGGAAAAGAUGCCUUCAGCACUGGACUGGGGAGUACCAUAUACACAAAGAAACAAGAAUUUCAAAACAUUAUUGGUCAACGUCAAGAUUUGAGCCCAACUGAUGUGUUGGAAUUGAACUUACUCUACGGUUGCACCUCCACUGUAACAUACCUGGAUGGGUGUGACUUUGAGGGAUACAUGAAGUGUGACCUGAAGGCUUGCUCCACUGCAGAGAGCAGGUGGAGAGCAGUACCUAGUGUUGUGGGAAGUUCAACUGAAGACCACACCAUCCCUCAAGACAAAGAAGGUGUAGGACGAUUUUUGCAUUUUAGCACAGUCACUGGAGUGACUGGAGACAGAGGAUUAUUACAAACAAAGAUACUGACUCCCCAAAGACAUUUCCAGUGCCUUGAGUUCUUCUACUAUAAUAAUGGAAAUGACAAAGAUCAACUCAACAUCCGGAUCAGAGAGUUUAAGAGUAUUGAUGACAUUGGAACUACUAGACUUAUUGCACAGAUCACAGGUCCUACAGCAGACCACUGGCAUCUCAAACACAUACAGCUGUACACAACUAAAGCAUUUUUGAUUGAGUUUGAAACAGUAAAAGGAGAAGGAAUGUCCAGUGGUGGCUUCUCAUUGGAUGAUAUCAACCUCUCAGAAACAACAUGUCCACACUAUGUAUGGCAUUUCAGGAAUUUUGCUGAAAAAAUUCAAAACCAGUCUAAUGCUGGGCUAUUAGGCUCCAGCCCCAGGCUGUACUCUCCUGAGGGAUAUGCCUACCAUGUUGCAGUCUCUUAUGAUCUAGAGAAAUUAGGAAUCUAUUAUGGGCUUGUUUCUGGAGUCAAUGAUUAUAGACUACAGUGGCCAUGUCCAUCAAGACAAAUCACUAUUGAGUUGUUAGAGCAGACAUCCAGUAUCCUGACACGCAUGUCCAAACAACUCAGUGCGACUCUGAAAACAACAGAGACCUUUAUGAGUAAUGGACAAGCAUUUUACACAUAUGAUGACCCUAGUAUUGUAGGAGCGCCAUAUCAAAAUUCAGAGGGCCAGAUAUACUAUGCAGGACCUUUAAGAGGCACGGACGAUUUCAUGAGCAAAGAACGCAUCAUGGCAGGGGAUUUUACUCGAGGAGGGGAUGCGUUCCUGCUGAUAAGCUUUGAAGAUGUGUUGGCCCAACCCAGCCCAAUCCUUCCUACACCAAUGCCUCCAACAUAUGGCAGUUUUACUCCCAGCCCAGCUAACAACCAUAGACCAUGUCUAUACCAUGAAUUGGUUUUAUCAGUGAACAGGUCUGCAGACUGCAUACCAUCACAGUUCAUUGUGUUCCUUGCAUUCACUGUGGCUGUGCUUUUAGCAAUCCACUGAGGGUAAAUUACAGCUUCAUGUAUAAGUCAUGUGUACUGAAGUUGUCAAUCUCUUUAUCUGUAUGGUAAUAAAUGGCAUCUUGCAUAGAACAUUUUA
This is a messenger RNA of Sardina pilchardus (European sardine), 2237 nucleotides long. Its product is annotated as meprin A subunit beta-like. Gene Ontology annotation, biological process: proteolysis. The coding region runs from base 159 to 2141 and encodes 660 amino acids. The record is from RefSeq and is a predicted model, not a curated record. Gene Ontology annotation, molecular function: metalloendopeptidase activity; protein binding; zinc ion binding. Gene Ontology annotation, cellular component: membrane. NCBI's taxonomy places the organism in Eukaryota, Metazoa, Chordata, Actinopteri, Clupeiformes, Clupeidae. The transcript is spliced from 16 exons.